AUGGCUUCGCCGAGCAAACGCCGAGAAAUGGAUAUGAUGAAACUGAUGAUGAGUGAUUACAAAGUGGAUACAAUCAACGACGAUUUGCAAAUGUUCUAUGUCACCUUCCAUGGACCCACUGACAGUCUCUAUCAGGGAGGUGUAUGGAAGAUAAAAGUCGAACUUCCUGAAGCUUAUCCUUACAAAUCUCCAUCAGUAGGAUUUGUUAACAAGAUUUACCACCCAAAUGUUGAUGAAUCUUCUGGCGCAGUUUGCUUAGAUGUGAUAAACCAGACAUGGAGCCCAAUGUUUGAUCUCAUGAACGUUUUCGAGUCAUUCCUCCCGCAACUUCUGCUAUAUCCAAACCCAUCAGAUCCAUUUAAUGGAGAAGCUGCUUCUCUGUUGAUGCGAGAUCGUGCAGCCUAUGAGCAGAAAGUGAAAGAAUAUUGCAAGGCAUAUGCAACACCUGAGGAGAAUUCAGAUGAUGAUGAUGAUGAUGAUGAAGAUGAGGAUGAUGAUAGCAUGAGUGAAAAUGGUUCGGACUCUGACGAUGAAGACGACGAAGUUGCUGGAAAAGCCGAUCCAUGA
Microthlaspi erraticum is the source of this 567-nucleotide messenger RNA. NCBI's taxonomy places the organism in Eukaryota, Viridiplantae, Streptophyta, Magnoliopsida, Brassicales, Brassicaceae. The record is from the annotation of a GenBank genome assembly.